UCCGGACGCGACAAACAAACUUUUCCAAUUUGUUAGAAAGCGAAGUGUUCACAACAUGCUGUGAUUAUAGAAUAAAAAAAUAAGGUCAAGCUUUACUCCUACAUCCAAACUGAUUGCCCAGUAUCCUUAACAAUAGGCCUAGUCGAGCUGAGCAAUACAAAGGAGAAUGGCAACUUAUGAUGUAAAAACUUUCCAUCAGUGUGUUGUAUGUAAUGAGAUAUUUGAACAAAAUGAUGAUUUAGAAAAGCACAAUAAAAUACAUGUUAAAGAAGAGAGAACAGUUGACAUGACUAUCAAAUGUGCUAUACCUUUUGCCGGAAUAAAAACUGAGAAUGUUGAAACUGUUUAUCAGUGUAGAUUGUGUCAUCAAGAAUUUGAAUCGGACACAGAUUUAGAGGAACAUUGUCGAAUACAUGUUAAUGAAGAGAAAUUAAUAGCAAAUAUUUCGCAACAAAAUACAGAUUGUGAAAAGAGUGAAUGUAAUCAAGAAUCUAAAUCUUACACUGAUUUAGAGGAAGAUUGUCAAAUAUAUGUUAAAGAAGAGAAAGUAAUAAAAUAUUUUUCACAAAAAAGUACAGAUAUGGCGUAUAAGAUACCAGAACCAACAUGUUUUAAGUGUGAUGUUUGUGGUAAAUCAUUUAAUAAGCGCUUAUAUUUAUACACACACAAGGGAAUUCAUACAGGACAAAACCCCUUUAAAUGUGAUGUUUGUAAUAAAUCAUUUCAUAAAAGGCAUUAUCUACAGUCACACAGCAGAGUCCAUACUGGAGAGACACCUUUUAAAUGUGAUGUGUGUAACGAUUCAUUUCGUUAUUUCAUUAGUCUCCAAAGACACACAAAGACUCAUACUCGAUUGACACCAUUUAAAUGUGAUGUUUGUAGCGAUUCAUUUCGUUAUUCCAUUAGUCUCCAAAGACACACAAGAACUCAUGUGGGAGGAAAACCUUACAAAUGUGAUGUUUGUAAUGAAUCAUUUCGUUAUUCCAUUAGUCUCCAAAGACACACAAGAACUCAUGCUGGAGAAACAACUUUCAAAUGUGAUGUUUGUGGUAAAUCAUUUAGUCAGUUUGCUCUUCACAAGAAGCAUGUAAGAAGUCAUUCUUGUGUAAGACUGUUUAGAUGUGAUAUUUGUGGUAAAUAUUUUAUCCAGAAUAGUCAUCUACAGACACAUAUUAGAAUUCAUACUGGAGUGAAACCUUUUAAAUGUGAUGUUUGUGAUCAAUUAUUCAAUGAAAAAAUUAAUUUACAGAAUCACAUUAAGAGCCAUCUAGGAGACAGAAUCUAUUAAAGGAACAAUAACACUCUUGCUGGCUUGACAGCUCCAGACAAUAAAAAAUAGCCUUAUUCUAAGUACUAGAUGUGUUAGUGUCUUACCUGUUGUGUAAAUUAUCCAUUAAAUCCAAUUUUACUUGUCGAGAGGGUUCAAAAAUAUUUUUAAAUCCAAGUCACAUUUGAAAAGCUUUACGUGGGGCUUUUCAAAUCAUUUAGUUGAAUUUUUCCAAUUUUUUUAAAUUAGGUGUGUUAAGAUGAAAUUUGUAUCAUCAAUUAAUUGGAAUAUUGUAAAAUAGUACAAUUUGUUGACCAGAAUAAAGAUUGGGACAUAUUAUUCAGUUACGACAAGAGUGGUAUUGAGCCUUUAAGGAUGUAAACGGUUAACCAGUCACAGUUCGGUUGCACCUUCAAACCCAGGAAUGAUAGCCACAACAUUGUUUUCUUUCACUAAGCCCUCAUAAAUAUUUCAAAUAGCACUUGUCAUUUGUAAUAAGUCUCGGGAAGUUGACGUCUUUAAAUUCCCGCUCAAAGUUUUGACAUGUGUAUGUUAUUUAUAGCACUCACUGCCAAGCAUUAAAUAAUCUCAACUGAUUGACAAAUUAAUUGUUUUACAGUAUUAACCUCAUUACUCCACAAGGUCUCAAAAUGAAACAAGUAUGAUGUGAUGAAAUAAUAUUGAAAUAGAGAGGAUAUCAUAGUAAAAUUGUUUAUAUUAUCACUCGAGUGUGCGAUGCUGUGUUGUCAAAGUUGACAUACUGGUCACUGGUACCAUGGGAUACAGCAUGGCUUGUGAUAGAAAAACAUGUAGUAAAUUCUUUUUUUUUUAAAAAAAUCAACAUGAUUUCAAUUCAACUGGUCUAUAGCUCAUUACGUGACCGGUCAGCACGCAAGAUGGAGAAAUGAAACAUCAAGAAUGAAUGAAUGAAUGGAAUUUGUACUGACUGUUAACUUAAAAGUUGUAAUACUAAAAAUUUAAAAAUAUAUUAUUAAGUCUUAUUUUGGUGCAACAAAUAUU
This is a messenger RNA of Patella vulgata (common limpet), 2287 nucleotides long. Its product is annotated as zinc finger protein 226. Gene Ontology annotation, cellular component: nucleus. Bases 167 to 1288 code for a protein of 373 amino acids. NCBI's taxonomy places the organism in Eukaryota, Metazoa, Mollusca, Gastropoda, Patellidae. The record is from RefSeq and is a predicted model, not a curated record. The transcript is spliced from 2 exons.